Messenger RNA from Scylla paramamosain (green mud crab), 2851 nucleotides. RefSeq lists its product as uncharacterized. Lineage: Eukaryota; Metazoa; Arthropoda; Malacostraca; Decapoda; Portunidae. The record is from RefSeq and is a predicted model, not a curated record. Bases 1269 to 1769 code for a protein of 166 amino acids. The transcript has 9 exons.
UUUGGUCAUUCACGGAAAAUCUAAGGAUGAAAUGCCAUAUUUUGAAAACGGAAAAUUUCUAGUCUAACCUAACUUUACCUAACCUUACCUUACCUGGAGGGAGGGUGGCUUUGACCCCCUGGUCUCCCUCCCCCCCGUAAAGGACUCUACCUAACCUAACUGGUGGGGCUUCACCCCACCUGGACCUACCUUAAGGACACUAACCUAACCCAAUCUAACCUAUUUAUGGGGCUUCACCCUCUCCCGCUGAACCACCCCUUAAGGACACUAACCUAACUAAACAGUCUGGUCAGUGUUUACGAGUAUGUAUAUAGAAGACCUCACAGUUCUAGUAUGUCUCAGGAUUGGUCAUACUUCUCUGAAUAGACACAUUGAAUAAUUCUGAAGUAAUAGUAGAGUCUUCAUCUGAGGUUAAUUUCAGUUAGGGUUAGGUUUAGGUCAUUAAAUUCACUGUUAAUUUAUUUAUUAUGUUGAUCACAAUUUGAAAAGGCAUCAUGCUUUGCACAGAAAUUAACAGCCAAUGCAUGGAAAUUAGUACCCUAAGGCUGCUUCCAUAAUAUUCAACACAUUUAGUGCAUAUGGCCAUACACCUUUUUGUCCAUGGUGUCCAGGCACUGAGGAGACUAUACACCUCACAAGUGCUCUUCCAGUAGUCAAUAAUUAACUUGGGUGCCUCCUUCCAUGCUCUUCCAGUUCUUGCAGGUGGCAGGCUUCCAAAUGAAGAUGAUGACAAGAUAUUACAACAUGGGAAGAAAUAUCUCCAUGAGGCAUCCUAGGCCUGUCAUCAGAAUGGUGUGCCAUCCUUUUCAUGACCAUUAACAAAGAGGGAAACAAGACUAAAGGAAAGUAGAAGACAAAAGUGUACAGCAGGAAACACCAGGAAUUAUAGCAACAAAGGAUCAUCACCUGAAUUGUCCUGGUGUGCCUCAACCUGUGUGUGUCUGCAGGGAUGUGUGGUGCAGUGCAGGAGCUGAGGGAUUACUGUGUGCACGUCACUGCAAGGAGUAUUAAUGAGCACACUCAGCUGAAUGGUCUAACCCAGCGUGACCUGCAGGAGGUGUGUGCAGGGCUGAGUGUUGACCUGCCUCUGCCCAUUGCCCUUAGCCUGCCCCUGGAUAACCUUUACUGGCAGAGGAGAACCCAGGCACACUUCCCCCCCACCUCAUGUUUCCCUACAGAGUCGCUUAAAUCUGAGAAAAGGAGGAAGAGGUGGAGGUGAGAGGGCACAUACUCCAGCAGGCAAGGGAGGAGGGAGUGGAGGUACCAAAAUGAGUUCUGCAUCCAUCCCUCGUUCUGGCAGUAGUAGCAGUGCUGCUGCUGCCUCUACACAUGUUCUCUCCCGCCCUCUGCCCCCAACCACAGUGGUGGGCAGGCGAGAUGCAGGUGGCAGGCAGUGGCAACAGGUGUAUGUAGAGCGUUACCUUUCCUGUGUGAUCUGUGCCACCCAGGACACAAAGGCUGGCUGGAGGCAACUGUCGGCCCUCCUGCAGGUGUGUGGGAGGGAUGUGCACACCUUGCACCUGCCCUCCUUAGCAUCCCCAUCCCCCUCCAGAGGGAAUGGGGAAGUAGUGGAGGUGGAGCCAGGCAGCCUGAGUCACCUGGAUCUGUUUGAGAUCAUCUCAGCCUUGCCAAACCUGCAGGAGUUGAGUAUAAGAUAUCAGAGCACACAGGAGGGGACAGAGCUGGUGUGGGGUGCUGUGGGGGCAUCUGUUCUGGACCUGGCAGCCCUCACCCCAGCCCUCACCCCCACCGUCACCCACCUCAAAUAAGCAUAGGAGCUGGGAUGAUGGGCUGAUAAUUAGCUGGUACUACAAGGAUCUAUGAGAGCUGUAUAGAUGAUACAAGAGCUGAGCGACUUCUGGCAGGCCUUAGAGGUCAUCCUAACUUGACCUGCCUUGACCUGCGUCACAACCUGCGGACCUGUGCCUCAGCGCCUCACCUUGUUGAUCUCCUGAACUCUUGCCCAUCCUUACGAAGCCUAAACCUGCACCACAACAAUAUAGGCAGCACUGGUGGCUCAACUUUGGGAGAAGCCCUAGCCAGGAGACCCCUUCUACCCUUAGAAGCCCUUAUGAUGGACCUGAAUCCUUUAGGGUCCAAGGGGGGGCUGCCCUACUUCAGGGAGCAGCAGCCAGCAGCAGCAACAAUGAUGAGGAGGUGAUGGAGGGUAAAGGAGAGAAAGGGAGGAGAGGCCUGCGUGUGUUGUCUCUGGCAGGGUGCGGCUUGGGGGAUGAGUGUUGGGAUCCCUUAGUGGCAGCCCUCACCUCCUCCCUCAGAUAUGUGUGUCUGGCUGCUAAUUCCUUCACACAGGAACCACCCAAAGAAAUCCUCUCCAUUGUGGAAAGAAAAAGAAGAGGAAGAAAAGAAAACCACAAAAAGGAGACAAGGAAAAAGAAGCAGAGAGAGAAGAACCACCUCGCCUCCUCUUGACCAAUCUUGAGGGCAGCACCUAUCUGCUGGGGAGUGUGAUGGGAGGCCACAGCCUGGCCCUUCCCCUCCUGCACCUUCGGGAGGCCCUCCAGUCACCCCUCACCCCAGCAGCUGCACGGGAGGACCUGUCACACCACCUUCCCCUCCAUGGUGUGUGGUUGAGGGAAAAAGACUUUUUCCUAGAGGAGGAGUUGAGAGGGAUGUGUCUGUUCAGCAAGGAGGCCAGGCAGGUAAUGAAGGAAUGAAAGGAAAAAGUGAUGUGUGGUGCAGGGGAGGCACACACACCAAUGUUGGUCAUAUAUUUUAUGAAAAAACCUACCCUUUCUUGGCCUUAUGUUACCUCUCUCUCUCUCUCUCUCUCUCUCUCUCUCUCUCUCUCUCUCUCUCUCUCUCUCUCUCUCUCUCUCUCUCUCUCUCUCUC